AGCACCGCCUGAGCGGAUGAAACCCGUGUGGGACUGGCGGGACGGGCACAGCGUCCCCCACACCGGCUUCUGCCCCGUCUCCCGCGUCCCGUUUUUCCUCUGGGUGGCGAGCAGAGGCGGGGGCAGCUAUGGCCCCUCAGUGCAGGCAGUCCCACGGGUAGCCCCGCGGGGCCCCCGCAGCACGGCGGUCGCCAUGGAGACGGCCGCCGCCGCCACCGCGUCCCGGCGAGGGCUAGGGCCGGCCACCGGCGGGUGGAAAGGGCUGCUCAGCCCGGUACCGCUGGAGUAAAUCCUGCCGCGGGGGUUAAGGGGAAGCGUGGCAGGGCGAGCGGGGACCGGCAGCGGCGGUGGAACGAGCCGAGGAGCGCUGAGAAUCGGCAGCGAGGAGCAAGAGAACAGAGACUAAAGAAAUGGAAAAACUCACUCACCUGGAAGCUCUGCACUUUACUGCUGUGCUGGAGAAUUGUGUUGAUCAGCUCUCAAUUCUUGGAUAUAUCAUGCCAGUUUCACAGGAGGGCAAGACAGACAUCAAUAAUAGUGGCAUCCAGGAAAUGAAGACAGACAUAGAGACCCAGAAGGAGCUGGACGCUAACUACCAAAAGCUUAUGUCAGCAAGGCAAGGGGAUGGGGAAACAGUUACCUCUGUGUCUCAGAAAAGCAUUGAACACAAGCAGCAGCUGGAGAAAACUGAAUAUCUAAGUACUCACCAUCUUUCCAGCAGGGCCAUGAAACACAGUGAUCCAUCUACAGAGACAUUCAGAAAAAUCCAGGCUGACAGGCAGUAUGCAAGUGAUGUAAUUACAGCCACUAUGAAAAAGAUGCAGGAAGCAGGAACAUUUAAUAGCCUAACAGAAGCUAAUGAGAGAGAGAAGGCAAAAAAGAGCAAGUUUCACAACUUUCUCAUCAGGGCAGAGGAAGGAAAGAGGGAGAUAAAGUCACUCGAGGAACAGCUGCAGGAUGUCAAGAAAGAAAUGGAAGUGGAACUUCAGAAUCGAGCCGAUGUGAUUGCCAACCUCAAAGAUGAGCUCCAAGAGAUGAAAGCCAAAAUGGACAGGGAGAGCAGCUACAUGAAGAGAAGCACAGACUUCCAGGUGGGCCAGACCCAGAAGAAAUGCAGCAAUGCAGAAAAUGUCCUGGACAAGGAAAUUCAGAAGCUGAAGAGCAAAACUGCUGAGGAGAUUCGAGUCCACGUGGAGACUGAAAAUUUCCUCAGGCAACAGCAUAAGAAGCUGGAAGAGAAGCUGGAAUACUGGAUGGACAAGUAUGAAAAUGACACAGAUGCUAAAGAUGAAGAGCUGGAUGCUCUAAAAGCAACAAAGGCAAACAACUUGGAAAGGCUGCAGAGACUUGCUGAGGAGUGCCAGAUGUUUGAGGAAACCAUCAUCAGUGACCGGGCAGAAAAGGAGGCUAAAAGAAAACAACUAGAGCAGGAUGCCCUGGAGCUGAAAAGCACCCUGAAGCUGCAGGCCUGGUGGAGAGGCACAAUGGUCCGUCGGUACCUCGGCCCCUACCAGGCGCUCAGGACGUUUCUGGAGAAACAACGAUCAGCACAACAGGAGAAAGAGGGAAAAGCUGGAGCAAAGAAAAGGACACGCUAAAUAAAGAACCCUGCCCACGGACGUGCUCCGGGGCUGUUGCUGGGCAG
Pogoniulus pusillus (Red-fronted tinkerbird) is the source of this 1645-nucleotide messenger RNA. It is a transcript of the gene IQCG, whose product is annotated as IQ motif containing G. Lineage: Eukaryota; Metazoa; Chordata; Aves; Piciformes; Lybiidae. The record is from RefSeq and is a predicted model, not a curated record. Gene Ontology annotation, cellular component: sperm flagellum; cytoplasm. The transcript has 10 exons. Gene Ontology annotation, molecular function: protein binding. Bases 411 to 1598 code for a protein of 395 amino acids. Gene Ontology annotation, biological process: cilium organization; sperm axoneme assembly.